GGAAGUGAAGGAGCCAAGGGAGGAGCGACUAUAAACGGCAGAACAUUCAACACUUGGUCGUCGUCUUCGCCUCUCAUCGCAGGGUUUUACAGACUUCUUCUCUAAGGAAACAGAUCCGUAUCAGCAAUGGCUGUCGAGGGGGGAAUGAAAUGUGUCAGGUUCCUGCUUUUCUUUUUCAACUUCAUUUUCUGGCUAUGUGGCCUAGCAUUGAUUGUCGUGGGAAUCCUGGUUCAAGUGGGAUUUCACAAAACCUUGCUCAUCCACGAUGUGUCGGCCUCAGCAGCUCCCGUUGUAAUCAUUGCAAUCGGCGUGGUGAUUUUCUUCAUCGCCUUCUUCGGCUGCUGUGGCGCCUGGAAAGAGAACUACUGCAUGGUCACCAUGUUUGCCGUUCUUCUCUUCCUGAUCAUUCUUGUCGAGAUUGCAGCAGUAAUCGCUGGAUACGUAUACAGAAACAAACUGUCAAAUAUCGUCGAGGAUAGCCUCACCGACAUGAUUUCUGGUUACAAGAACGGCACAGAUGAAUUCAGAAGCACCGUGGAUAAACUGCAGGAGGAUUUGAAAUGCUGUGGUGUAAACAGUUCUUCUGACUGGAGAAGCUUUGGAGAUGAUGGAAACUCUGUGCCUGACUCAUGCUGCUUGACUCUCUCAACCAAGUGUGGAAUCGGGGCCAUGACAGACGCUGCCAAAGUGUACCAGAAGGGUUGUCACGAUGCGUUGGAGGCUUUUCUGAAGAAAAACAUCCUGUGGGUGAUCGUUGCAGCUCUUGUUAUUGCUGGCCUGCAGAUUUUGGGCAUCGUGUUCUCCUGCAUGUUGAUGAGAGGCAUCCGCAGCGGCUACGAAGUCAUGUGAUUCAUCUUCACACCCGAGUAGGAGUUCUGUUCGGGUCGCGCUUAUUGGGAUCUUCAUUUGGAAACUUAAUAUGGUCAUUCUAUACUUCAGAUAUAAUACACAGAACAACAGAUGUACUUGUGUAUUGAUUUUGGAUUAUAUUUUCAUAGGUUAACAAUAUCUUUGCUUUGAUAGUGUAUACAUUUUAUGUUUGUUGAUUAUGAGGCAUAUUAACACUUUUAAUGGUUAUGUUGAAAGACUUAAGAUCUGUUUUUAUGUGUUGCUGUUUGCCAGUUUUUAUUAAAGACUCUUUAAAUUAUUUCUGAAUUAAUUGAAGUGUAAAUACAAACAUGGAAAAUAAAUGCAUCAUGAAAGUUAUUUAUUUCAAACAAAGUUCCAUUACAAUGUAUAUGAUAGGCACAGCAACACAACAUUCAAAAACUGUUGAGCAAAUUAUAUAUAUAUGUAUAUUACACAGAAAAUAAUUUUGCAACUCGUAUUUCAGAUGUAUUGCACCAGUCUUUGCGAAUGGCACAGGAAGAAAAUUAUAUUUCCUAUUUGACACCUUUUAACACCAAACACUUGAAAUUAUGUGCUGAAGUGUAUACAUAAAUCAAAUUAAAUAAAAGUGCCAUCACUCCUUUUUUUCAGAGCUUGUGAAUGCUGUGCUGCACAACAAAAAGUAAUUUGAAUUACAAAAAGUUGUUCAGCUUCUCAACACUCAAACAAGCCUCAAUGUUUUUGCUUUUUUCAAUCUCAAUAAAGGAUCAUCCAACAUUU
Pseudoliparis swirei is the source of this 1608-nucleotide messenger RNA. RefSeq names its product CD63 molecule (gene cd63). Gene Ontology annotation, cellular component: membrane. Lineage: Eukaryota; Metazoa; Chordata; Actinopteri; Perciformes; Liparidae. The record is from RefSeq and is a predicted model, not a curated record. The coding region runs from base 127 to 849 and encodes 240 amino acids. The transcript has 8 exons.